This is a messenger RNA of Pocillopora meandrina, 3027 nucleotides long. Lineage: Eukaryota; Metazoa; Cnidaria; Anthozoa; Scleractinia; Pocilloporidae. The record is from the annotation of a GenBank genome assembly.
AUGGUGGACGAGAUGUUCGAUGUUGUUGUCGUUGGAUCUUGCUUUGUAGACUUGAUAUGUUAUGUUCCUUAUUUUCCAAAAUUUAAGGAGACAGUAAAAGGAAAUAAAUUCCAGUUAGACUUUGGUGGUAAAGCAGCCAAUCAAUGUAUUAUGGCUCAGAAACUUGGAGCAAAAACAACAAUGAUUGCAAAGAUUGGAAACGAUCAAUUUGGGCAAGAUACGAUGCAGAAUUUUACGAAGUUCGGAGUGAACGUUGAUUUUAUUUCGGUAACUGAUAAAGCAGAGACAGGUCUCACAAGCAUAGGUAAGACUUUUCCUUAACUUGGAUCCUUUACUUUCCGUAUAUGCACGUGCUUAGUUAAUUAACCCGUCUACAUCUUAUGUAUUCUUUCAUAGCAGCCUUGUGGUCUUAAUUUGUAACAGACUGCUUUGCUCGGUAAAAUAUUCCAUUUUUGGACAAUUAUUGAAUUAUUCACGGUACACCAGAUGAAGUACAGGUUUUUUAUCCUCCUAGAUAGGUUAGCCAAGGUAUACACGUAUGUUAAUUAUACAAACUGCAACUUUCUUUUUCAAAUCAAAUCACUUUUAAGAAUGUGGCUUUUGAUUAGCAGAAUGAUUUAACCUUCAUGUCCGUAUAUUACGCAUGGGGUAUAUAAAACCUUAAAAAAGUCGUAUAUUUUUCUCUUUUGUCUCUGUUGUGGGGUUUGAAAGGGGUGAACUAUGACAUAGUAAUUAAUUUUAUUUUUCUUAAAGUGAGUUUACAUUAUGUAUGAGAGAUUGUAUCUUUUUCUCCUUUUUUCAGCUGUUAACAAUGCUGGUGAGCCGGCAUUUAUAAGUAUGGCAGGAGCAAACAGGCAUCUUAUAAUUGAGGACAUCAUGGCAGCAGAAACUGUUAUUAAAUCUUGUCCUGUUAUGGUUUGUGAUAAGGGCAUACCUCUAAAGAUUGCAGCAGCAGCAUUGAAAUAUGGAAAGAGUUUAGACUGUAGAACAUUAUUUAAUCCUUCACCAAAAUUAGAGUUUGUGCCAGAUGAUGUUUAUGUGAACACUGAUGUUUUAGUUCUUAACAAGGAAGAAGGUGAAAGCUUGACAAGCAUUGCAGCAUGUGACUUUGAAGGAGUGAAAAAUGUAAUUUUGGAACUUCACAAGAGGGGUACUUCACAUGUAGUGCUGACACUUGGAUCAGAAGGAGCUAUCUCCUCUGAAAUGAAUCUAGAGCACAAGAGUGAGUUAUCUGUUUGAUUUUGUGAGAAAUAGAAAAUAAGCUUCAUUAUAAUCCAUAAUUUUGUUUGUUUCUUUGUGUGUGAUUCGUCUAAAUGAAUUAUGUGACUGAAUAUGCUUCAUAGCUCACAGUUUUCCUUGACCUAAACCCUCAGGAAACACUUUGCUUCUUGAAACAGAUAAUGUACUCAGAAAAAUAUCCAAGUAUUUUUUCAGGCCAAAUGAAGGCUACUGUUUAUUUGUAACCCUAUACUUUGCUUGGCCUUAAGCCUGUUUAGCUCAUGAUUCCAGAGAAAAAAAGGGAUAGAGUAAUUAAAUAAAUAAAACAAUAGCUAAGUAUCCUAAGUUAAAAGAAUUGGAAACUGUUCAGGAACAAAAGAUAAAUCUGUAAGUAAUGAAAUUAUUCUGAUGAUGGACUGAAGUGUAAAGUAUUCUAUGCCAUAGUUGACCACUUCAUACUCAACCAUUCCCCACUAAUUCUCAGUGAAGGAAUUUGUUUAUUCUCUUGAUUUUCAUUUUAUAUGCAACAUGUGUACGAUUAUUUUCAGUUCCAUUAAUGACACAUACCAGAGCAUCAACAGUUGAAGCAGUGGAUACAACUGGAGCUGGGGAUGCCUUAACAGGAGCAUUGGCUUUCUACUUGUCAUGUUAUCCUCAGCUUUCAUUUUCUGAAAUGGUAUCAAGAGCAGUACAUAUUGCAUCAAUUACCGUAACAGCUCAUGGUGUACAGUCCAGUUAUCCUACAAGAGACCAAAUAGAUGACUGGUUAUUUGAUGCUAAUUCAAGAACAUUUAAGGAGUUAGGCCUUGAAUUAUUGCACAAUGAAGUUAUAGAAGAUAAAGAUGUGGAAAAAUGUGAACAGUCAUCUGUAUUAUAAACCUUAACCUAACAGCUUAGGUUAUUAAAUUGCAAUUGUAAACCCAACAUUAACCCUUUCACUCCCGCAAGUGACCAAGAGAGAAUUUCUCCUUACAAUAUUAAUACAAUAUCAAGCAGGUAAGUGAUGAGAAUAGAGAAGAAUCUCAAUUAUGGGAUUGUUAGAAGAUCCAAUACCAAAUUCUCUGAAAUAACAUCAUAAGAAUUGUAUGGCAGAUAGUAAGGAGAAUUACUAAUUAGAUAUUGGGAAUGAAAGGGUUAACUAUAUAACUAUCUCUGACAGACUGUCAUAUUCUGAAAGACUGUUUGAAAAGUAAACACAUAGCUAAGAAGUAAAGCAUUAAGGGAGAAUAUGAAGUCUAUGAGAAAAUCCUUGAGAGUUGGGCAACGUUUUAAAAAUACUCAGGAAGCUGGACAGUUUUAUUGCCUUCUUAUAUAUGUCCAACAUAAUAAAGCACAUGUAAUAAAUUGGCCAUUUUUUCAGAUACAAACUGAAAAUGUGUUUUCAUUGAAGUUGCAGAUCCAAAUUUGACAACAAGUUAAUUUUUAGGUGGUAUUUAUUGAAAUUAGUAAUUUUUAAUUGGGUAUAGCAAGUAAUCUUGAAUUGCUUUGGUUUUGCUUUGCUCUCAUGUUGGCCCAGGAAACUUGGCAAUGUGUCAUUCUCUAAACCAAUCAUAUUUAAGACUAAAACCAAUUGCAUUUGUUUAUUCAUAUUUUCCUGUUCUUCAGGUAAUUUACCUUUGUUUGCUUAGACUUCUCAUUGGACCCUUGUAAAACUUUUCUUUGUUCUGUAGGCCUUUAGGAUGACUUUUUUUAAUUUUCAGCACUUGUCGAGCAGUACUUUAUGGCACAUGAUGUAUUUUUUUCCAUAGUUGUUUUUCAUUUUUGCCAUCAAAUUUUUAUGAUACUCCCAUACAAAAUCUCUUUAGGCAG